Messenger RNA from Schizophyllum commune H4-8, 873 nucleotides. RefSeq lists its product as uncharacterized. Gene Ontology annotation, molecular function: flavin adenine dinucleotide binding; oxidoreductase activity, acting on CH-OH group of donors. The record is from RefSeq and is a predicted model, not a curated record. Bases 1 to 873 code for a protein of 290 amino acids. NCBI's taxonomy places the organism in Eukaryota, Fungi, Basidiomycota, Agaricomycetes, Agaricales, Schizophyllaceae. The transcript has 3 exons.
AUGUUGAACAACAUUACGACGGGCCUGCUCUCCGCGGCGUCCCCUAUCCCGGACAUCAACAGCCUCAGUAACAAUGAUGCGACCGGCGUCGCUCUCAACCCCAACACGAUCGACGAACAUAACGUCCGCUCGUCCGUCUACAAUCGCCUGAAGGAGGUACACGCCGCUCAUCCCGACCGGCUGCACUUCGCUUUCGACACGCUAGCGACGAAGAUUAUCCUUUGUAAAGGAGAGGAUGGUGCGCAGCCAAAGGCAAUAGGCGUCGAGGUGGCGCGGAAUGCUGGGUUGCCGGUGCAGUCGGACUUUCAUCGCAAGAAGCAUCUGAAGACAGAGAAGAUCUUUGCGAAGAGGGAGGUCAUUGUGGCGGCGGGCGUGUUUCAGACUCCUCAACUGCUCUCUGGUAUUGGCGACGAGGAAGAACUCUCCAAGUUCGGCAUUGACACCAUUGUCCAUACUCCAGGCGUCGGGCAAAAUCUGCAAGAUCACGACGAAGUCAGCACCUCAUGGGUAUUCAAGAACAACUACACGCUCCUCAAUGGGUGCACCUAUGGUUCUGACCCCGCCACCGAUCCCUGCCUGGCGGACUACGUCUCAACCCACGAGAACGUCUACGGUCUUGGUAUCAUCAAUCUCCAUAUGCCUUACAAAUCAGACGAGAGUCUGGAAGACUCGGAUAUCGACAUCUACUGGGGACUCACGUACUUUCCGGGCUUCAGACGCGGUACGUGCUAUCUGACUCUGUUUCGUCGCUUGUAUCUGACGCUCGUUGGCAACAGGCGUCGGCGACCUCAUCGCUCGCACCCACAACGGCCUGUCGGCGAUUGCGCUGCGCGCACGUCCAUCCUCCCGCGGGACGGUGUCUUUGACGGGUAG